Messenger RNA from Chelonus insularis, 5317 nucleotides. RefSeq lists its product as uncharacterized. The record is from RefSeq and is a predicted model, not a curated record. Bases 587 to 4864 code for a protein of 1425 amino acids. Gene Ontology annotation, biological process: response to oxidative stress. The transcript has 6 exons. Gene Ontology annotation, molecular function: heme binding; peroxidase activity. Lineage: Eukaryota; Metazoa; Arthropoda; Insecta; Hymenoptera; Braconidae.
CGCUACGGUAAUAUCACUUUUUCCGUCUUAAAUUAACUUCAGUCUUUUUUCGACACUGCAAGAAGAAGAUCAAUAAGAAAAGUUUGCUCUAGAGGUUCAACUUCCAACCAAACUCAGACCAACACGUUGCAACGAAGGAAGAAAGUUGAAAAGGGCAAGAUAAAUUGAAAAAAAAAUAUCCAAAAAUUCUUCCACUAACAUGAUUUAUCUAUGGAAUGUAGAGAUGCUUGAAUUAAUUUAAUUUCGGAUGUAAAAUACCGGAGAGUGAAGGAAAGGAAAUAAGAAAGAGAGAGGUAUUUUACUCCCUCCUUCUUACAGUUAACCAUUCGACACACGACUUCUGGCCGAGUUUCUAGCACCGAGGCUUGUUUCGCGAGUUCAGUUUGUUGGGUUCCAAUCGUCGAACCAGGAAAUCACCAGCUCCAUGGUUACUUUACUGGACUCUGCCAACCACGGGGACGUUUUUUGAAGGCAUCGUGUCAAAGAAAGAGAAAGGAACAAAAGCUUAAGAAGAAAUCAAACUCACUGACGAAAGGAAAAUUCUGCAAGAAUUAUUGACUACACAAGAGCAACGACUUUACGGAUCAUGAUUUUACUACGAAUUUAUGUAGUUGUACUUGCUGCUCUGGUACUGGUUUGCGAUUCUGUUGCCCCACCACAAAUUCAGUUAUUUGAUAUAUCAGAAUAUGUUUAUGGAGUGGAUGAUGAUCUCCAAGCCAAGUGUCGUGCCGCGAUAGAAGCAGAGCAUCAUGCCUAUCGAACGAAUUCCUGGAAGCAAGCUAAAUGGAAUGGAAGCACCUGUGAAGACACGUGGGAGAAUCCAUGUCCUCCAAGUGAAUUCCGAACACCUUCGGGAACUUGUAAUAACAUCAGACAUCCAUCAUGGGGUGCUAGAGGAUCGCCCUUCAUCAAAAUGCUUCCACCAGCAUAUUCAGACGGUAUUUCCACGCCUAGAUCAUCAGUGGGCCGUCGUGCGCUUCCAUCACCGAUGGAUAUCAUCGCAAGACUCCAUAAAAUGACAGCAAAAGAAGAGCGAAAGGAAUUGACGAGUUUGGCAGGUUUAUGGGCUGAACUAGUUCUCCGCGAUAUCGCUACGCCAAUUACACCUAGUCUUGAUGUAAUGCAAUGCUGUCAGAACAGCCAAAACCCUGAAUGUUAUUCCACUCAUGAUUAUAUGGACAAUUGUACACCUUACUUAAGAGCCGUUCCAACUCGCAGCUCUUACAAUUGUAAAUUUGAAUACAGAGAACAAAUGAAUGCAGCUUCCAGCUACCUGGAUGGAUCUGAUAUUUAUGGCAUAAGUGAUGAUCAAAUGAAUCGCAUAAGAACUUAUAAAUCUGGCCAAGUGAAUAUAGCAUUUUGCGAAAUAUGUAAUCAGAGCGAUAAUGCACUUCAGUACUUAUAUUCAUUAAUUUUAAAGGAACAUAACAGGAUAGCAAGAAAUCUAGAGCAUUUAAACUCUCAUUGGGAUGAUGCUAAAUUGUUUUUAGAAGCGAGGCGUGCAGUGAUUGCGCAAAUACAACGGAUUACUAUUCAUGAAUUUGCAUCGAGUAUCUUAGGGGAAUCGGCGAUUGGUGAAGAGUUAAAAGAAUCAACCAAUGGUUUUUAUCGAGACUAUUCGUCUGCUAAUAGACCUGGCACUUUUGAUGCUGUUGCUCUUGCGGUACUCCCAGCUCUUACAUCACUAUCGAGACAAGCUUCUAGUACUCCAUUGGAAAAUAAGCUCAAUAAUGUAGCGCGAGGACUUAAUCUUGAUAUUAUGGAAUCCCGCCGUUCAUUACGUUUCGCUCACAAUGACAUGUUACAUGCAUGGAACAUCAGUGCAUUGUUGAUUCAUAUCGCGAGGGAUCACGGAAUUCCCGGAUACAUUAAUUAUUUGGAUUACUGUAAUCCUACUGGAGGAUCUUCGACGCGUUUUAUGUCUCAAGAAGACGCUUUAUUACUUGAAAAUAUUUAUGGAAAUAUUCAUAAUGUUGAUUUAUUGAUCGGAGGUAUUCUUGAAACUCCUAAUCGAGGUGCAGCCGUUGGUCCAACAUUUUCCUGCUUACUAGCACGUCAACUGUACAAAUUAAAAAAUUCUGACCGUUUUUGGUAUGAAAAUGAUUUACCACCCUCGAGUUUUACGAGUGAGCAACUUGUUGCAAUUAAAAAAGUAAGUUUAAGUGGUUUACUUUGUGCAAAUAUGAAAAUGUCAAGAAUUCAGCCUAUGGCUUUCAUACAAAGCGAUGAAUAUUUAAAUGCAAAAAUUGAUUGCGACAGUUAUAAUCCACUUGAUCUAACCGCUUGGAGGGAUAAUAAACAAGAUAACUUGCAAAAUAAACCUAGAAAAAUGAACCAUAAAGCGGAUGAUAUUCUCAAAGGAGCAUCGAAGCAUACUUAUAAUCAAAGAUUUUCGUCAAACUCUUUAAUAACUCCUGAAAUGAUUAAAGCUGCUUUGAAAAAAGCUGAACGUGAUUUAGUUGAACGCAAACGAUUGGAAUAUAAUUCAUGGCUUCAACAGAGAAUAGCUGACCCUAAAUCCCCCGCAGGCACAGCCGCAAGCUUUUCAAAGGCCAAUCGAGAUGCUUUAAUUUUAGCCAAUACUUCGAUACUCUUUGAAUUAGCAACUAAUGAAAUAAUCAAUGGUGUUCAUGGAUUAAAACGCCGUAAGAGACAAGCAUUUGGUAAUUCAGAUGACUUCUUUGAAUUCCCUUCAUCUACUGAUCUCUCAGAUUUACUUCAAAAUGUCGAUCUAAGUAAUAUCACACCGAAUUUUAAGGCAACUAAUCAUGAAGAAAUUGAUUGUCCGCCUGAGGAAGGCAUCUGCGAUCCAACAAGUCCUUAUCGUACUUUCACAGGCCACUGUAAUAAUUUACGUAAUCCAAGUCUUGGAAAAUCACUGACGACUUUUGCACGGCUUUUACCACCUGUCUAUGAAGAUGGAGUUUCUAAGCCACGAAUAACUUCUGUUACUGGUGGACUUCUUCCCAAUCCUCGAUCUAUUUCUACGAUCAUGCAUCCAGAUAUCUCCAAUCUUCAUAAUAGAUACACACUUAUGGUGAUGCAGUUUGCCCAAUUCUUAGAUCACGAUAUUACAAUGACACCAAUUCACAAAGGAUUCGCAGAAUCGAUACCAAGUUGUAGAUCAUGUGAUUCACCGCAAACUGUUCAUCCGGAGUGCAAUCCUUUCCCAAUACCAGUCGGUGAUCACUUUUUUCCAACUAUCAAUGAAACAACUGGUGAAAGAAUGUGCUUCCCAUCUAUGCGAUCUCUACCCGGGCAACAGACUUUAGGUCCACGUGAGCAAGUUAAUCAAAACACUGGUUUCCUUGAUGCUUCAGUGGUUUAUGGUGAAAAUAUAUGCAUAGCAAAUGUUCUUAGAAGCUUCAAUGGUCGUAUGAAUAUCACAGUUCAUCCGAAUAGAGCCAAAGAUCUUUUACCACAGUCUGCUACCCACUCAGAAUGUAAAUCACCAUCGGGAUAUUGCUUUAUCGGUGGAGACGGACGUGCUUCUGAACAACCUGCUCUUACAGUGAUGCAUACAAUGUGGGUACGAGAACAUAAUCGAAUUAUGGAAGGUUUAAGACGAGUUAAUCCUCACUGGGAUGGUGAGAAACUUUAUCAGGAAACUAGAAGAAUUCUUAGCGCAAUGAUGCAGCAUAUCACUUAUAAUGAAUUCUUACCAAGAAUCCUUGGUUGGAAUGCGGUUACUCUCUACGGUCUUAAACUUCUUCCACAAGGAUAUUAUAAAGAAUAUUCUCCAACUUGUAACCCAAGUAUUCUCACCGAAUUCGCAACUGCAGCUUUUAGAAUUGGUCAUUCUCUUUUGCGUCCUCAUAUUCCACGGAUGGAUAAAAAUUAUCGACCUAUCGACCCACCAAUUCUUUUACGUGAUGGAUUUUUCAAUGUUGAUAUGUUAUACAGACAAGACAUGAUUGACGAAAUUAUCCGAGGACUUGUUUCAACUCCUAUGGAAACUUUAGAUCAAUUUAUCACGGGUGAAGUAACUAAUCAUCUUUUUGAAAACCGCAAGAUACCAUUCUCUGGUGUAGAUCUUAUUGCUUUGAAUGUUCAGCGAGCUCGUGAUCAUGGAAUACCGUCUUACAAUAGUUACAGAGCACUUUGUAAUUUGAAACGAGCUACAACCUUUGAAGAUCUCUCAAGAGAAAUAGCACCGGAAGCAAUAGCACGACUCAAACGAAUUUAUGCUUCUGUUGAUGAUAUUGAUCUUUUCCCUGGUGGCAUGAAUGAAAGGCCUCUCCAAGGUGGUUUAGUUGGUCCGACCUUUGGCUGCAUCAUUGCCAUACAAUUUAGACAAUUACGAAAAUGCGAUAGAUUUUGGUAUGAAACCGACGAUCCUAAUAUUCGCUUUACUGAAGCUCAGCUCAAUGAAAUUAGAAAAAAUACUCUUUCUAAAGUAGUCUGUGAAAACAUGGAUUCACAUGUUGAAAUGCAAAGAGCUGCAUUUGACUUGCCGUCAAAUUUCUUAAACCCAAGAGUGCCAUGCAAUUCUAUGGCUGCUAUGGACUUCACUCCGUGGCGAGAAGUAAGGCAUGGGUGUCAAAUUGGUGGUAGAAACGUUGCUGUUGGUGAAUCUGGAUUCCCUACUCCAUGUACAAGCUGUAUUUGUACUAAUGAAGGGACUCAGUGUGCUUCGCUUCGAAUCACUGACUGUGACCAGUUAUUACGUGAAGCUUCCCGUGAAGCCAUUCUACGUGAUGAAAUUUGUACUGCUCAAUGUGGUUUUGCUCUCGCCACGUCAAACCAGUCUUCAAGACAAUUUUCAACAUCCCAUGCAACUGCAUUUGCAUCUUCCUUCUCUACAGGACCAAGUAAUCCUUUCAGCAACUUCAAACUUCCUGAUCUCUCUCAAUUUCUUGGUUAAUUUUCAGCACAACAAUACCAGCAUGUAAAUAUAAUUCGUGCUUUUCAUUUCAUUGUUCAGGUUCAUUACUGUACUAUUACAUAGUAAUGUUUUUACAACAGCUCAUGAAUGUGUAAAAAAUGACUUAUCUAACUUACUCUAUACUUAUUAAGAAAGUGCUGUAGUGUUCACUUUAUUUCAUCUGCCGAGUUCUGAAUGUGCUAUUUUUCUUAAUUUUUUUGUGUUAAACUGUGUAGUUGAUACUAUUGUGAAAAAGUUUUAUUUUUAUUUCUCUAUCUCUUUUUUUGUUUAUUUUAUGUAUUAUAUCUGAUAAAUGUUUUCUAUUGUUGUUUAUAUGUUAUUUUCUUUUUACUGAUACUUUUUAUACUUAUUAUUUAUUUUUAAUGAAAUAAUUUGUCAUUAAUCUAACGAUUGGAAUUAAAAAACCUUUUUAAUAAUCCAAUGCAAUUUAAU